This is a messenger RNA of Gambusia affinis (western mosquitofish), 3137 nucleotides long. RefSeq names its product ankyrin repeat domain 13A (gene ankrd13a). Gene Ontology annotation, cellular component: cytoplasm. The record is from RefSeq and is a predicted model, not a curated record. The coding region runs from base 430 to 2223 and encodes 597 amino acids. NCBI's taxonomy places the organism in Eukaryota, Metazoa, Chordata, Actinopteri, Cyprinodontiformes, Poeciliidae. Gene Ontology annotation, molecular function: protein binding. The transcript is spliced from 15 exons.
UUAGUCCAACCUGGAACUGUCUAUUAUUUUCGGUAAAGACGACGCUUGCGGCUGAUAAAUCCAUUUCUGUCAUAUCAACGUCAGCAACAAAUCUCCAGGAAAACAUACGAGCUACCAUUUUAAAGUCAGCUUCUACGGAAUUUGCUUCGGACGAUACAGUUCAGAACUGAGAGUGUUUUCCUGUCCAGGACACCCCUGUUGCUGUUGCUAGGUGCUCUUCCUGGCACUUCCUUGUUCAAAAGUUUUAUUUAGAGGGAGGCUCGCGGGCAGAAGUUGGUCACUGGACUGGGUGUCAUUCCUGCUGUCAGCGGCAAAAGCGAUGGUGUUAUGGCGCACAUUUCGCUGUAAUUAGCGUGUACCCGCCGCCGCUUCGGUCACAGAUGAAAUACUCUGAGACUGUCAGUAGUGAAAGGCUCCAGAAAGAGGAAGAUGUCUACGGCUAGCAUUAGCGAAGACAUCCGAGGGAAGUUUCCCCUUCAUUCCGCAGUUUGGGAGAACGAUUACAGGAAAUUGGAACAGCAAAUACGAUUACAACAGAAUGACAUCGAGGCCGUUGAUCCCCGGGGUCGAACACCUUUGCACCUGGCCGUGUCGCUCGGACACCUGGAGUUGGUCAGAGUUCUUCUGAGACACGGUGCUUCAGUGACUAAAGAAAAUGCCAAGCAUUGGACAGUGCUGCAGGAAGCUGUCAGCACUGGAGACCCAGAGAUGGUUCAUUUAGUGCUUCAGCGUAGAGACUACCUCAAAGCCUCCACUGCUCUGGGGGGAGUGCCUGAGCUGCUCUUGAAGAUCAAGGAGUCUCCUGACUUCUACAUGGAAAUGAAAUGGGAAUUCACUAGCUGGAUCCCUCUUCUGUCCCGGAUAUGUCCAAGUGACGUUUGUCGCAUUUGGAAAAGCGGUGCCAGCCUUCGAGUUGACGCCACCCUUCUGGGCUUUGACAACAUGACCUGGAUCAGAGGCCGAAGGAGUUACAUCUUCAGAGGAGAUGAUUCCUAUGCAGAGUUAAUGGAGGUGAACCACGAUGAUGGCGUCGUCGACACCGAGCGCUUCAACAUAUCCCAAGAAAUGGAAGAAGUCACGUUGGAGUCGAUGCAACCAGCUGAACAGGAAGUUGCCAAAAGAUUGACAACACCUAUUGUCAACACCUACUUGGACACAAAGGAUAUUGCUUUUGAAAGAUGCAAAUCUGGGAUUUUAGGUUGGAGAACAGACAAAACUGAAGCAGUCAAUGGAUUUGAAGCAAAGGUUUUUAGUGUGAAUAAUGUAAACGUGGUCAUCAGGACGAGGACGGAGCAUUUAACAGAUGAGGAGAAAGCCAGGAUUAAAAGUGAAAGGAAUGUUUUAGAGUCUUUGCUGGGGACUGUGGAGCAGCACAUCAGUGCCCAGGGGAACUUAACUCUGGAGUAUGCCACAGCCACAAACCCUACUGCGAUCACGCCAGAGGAAUAUUUUAAUCCCGACUUUGACCUGGGUAACAGGGACAUUGGUCGUCCCAUCGAACUGACGAUUCGAACACAAAAGUUCAAAGGAACGCUGUGGAUGAGUGAGGAGCAUCCUCUGUCCCUGGUGGAGCAGGUGACCCCCAUCAUUGACCUCAUGGCUCGAACCAGUUCCCACUUUGCACGAUUAAGAGACUUUGUAACCCUGAAGUUUCCCCCUGGAUUUCCUGUUAAAAUAGAGAUUCCCCUGUUUCAUGUGCUGAAUGCCAGGAUUACAUUCGGUAAUGUAAAUAAAUGUCGCACUGAAGAGGAAGCAGCAGCCACACCGACAUCUUCGGAAGAAAAUGAAGAAGUAGCCACAGCUACAACUCCGUUUCAAGUGUGUCCCUCGGUGUUCGAAGUACCUCCGAAUUAUCACCGCAGAGGGGGCAGCCGCCACACCCCCAUGUCCAACAAUGAUGAUGAGCUUCUGCAGUUUGCCAUCCAUCAGAGCCUCCUGGACUCACAAAGAGGCUCAGGCGAGGUGAGCUGGGAUGAUGCUAAUGGAGAACUUUCACAUGCAAUGACAGGCAGCCAUAGCGAUAGAAGUAUCCCUGAAGGGCUGCAGGUGGAAAUUGGAGACAGCGUCAGCCCUGUGAGCUCUCCCUCCGCUUCCAGCCACGACUCGGACCUCCACCUGGCCAUGGAGCUCUCAGCUCGAGCUCAAGAAGAGGAGGAGAGGAGGAGGAAGGAGGAGGAUGAGGAGCUGGAGCGGAUAUUGCAGCUGUCACUCACGGAGAAGUGAAAAGGAGAAAGAGGGAAUUUUAAAACGACGUUCCUGGAACCAGAAGUAACAACCACACCUCAGUGUUUCCUUCCUAACCUUUCUAAAUCCACCUAUGCAACCACUGAUUUUAUAUUUACUGUAACAGACUUGCCAUACAGGCAAUAAAAACUUUCCCUUAUUUUUCAAUAGAUAUUUUUGAGAAUAACUUUUUCUUUCCUAUAUUUCUUCAAGUGGACAUCUUGUCACUACUUGCUUACUUCAGACCGUUGAGGUACUUUAGUCCUUAGUUAUUUUUGUUUACUAGUUAGAGUCACAACAGCCUUCACAUGUGUUAAUCAUUAUUGUUUGGAUUGGGGUUAAAUUAAAGUUAGGUUCUUGAGUUAGCUUCAAAUGUUUCUUUGUGCUGAGAUGUCACACUUCAUGCCACCACAACCCUUUUUUUUUUUUCUUAACAUGUAAAGUCAGAUUUCUUCUAAAAGCCUAGCACAUCAAAUUAUUUUGAGCACUGCAAACGUAAAGCAGCAAGCUUGAGUAUUAUUGCAAGUCUUCCUGCAGAGUCGCUACUCAAAAAUAUGUUUGGCUCAUCAAAUAAGAAAAAUCUCAGGGUUCCAACUUUCUAGAUUUUAUUUUAUUUUUUUUUCUUCCAACAUUUAUUUAUGAGUUUCAGAGCUGUUGUAGCCUGGUAAAUGUUUAUUAUGCAAACGAUAUUUGUCAUGCAUAUUAUUCUAUGCUAAAACCUAAAAAUGGAAAAUUCAUGGAGCCAUUUCUGAAUGCAUUUAGAUCUAUGUUGUGAAUGUACAGGACUGCAGGUGGUUGAACAAACGCAUGUUGCCAUGGGAAAUGUUUUUAAAGUAACUGCAUGGUGACAAAUCUGUGCUGCAGCCAGGCCUAGACUUGGCUUGAGGUAAUAAAGUAAUUAUUUUUGUAACCUG